This is a messenger RNA of Diorhabda sublineata, 726 nucleotides long. RefSeq lists its product as uncharacterized. The transcript has a single exon. The coding region runs from base 1 to 726 and encodes 241 amino acids. The record is from RefSeq and is a predicted model, not a curated record. Lineage: Eukaryota; Metazoa; Arthropoda; Insecta; Coleoptera; Chrysomelidae.
AUGGAAAUUUUAGAUGAUGAAUCCAAGUUUAUGGAACAAUUAGCUCAACGAGAGCAGUUCUUACAAAAUUUUUAUGAUUCAUUUGCGUCAGCAAAACAUUUAUUGAAUCAAUUAAAACCAGCUAAUAAUAGUAACAGUGAUCAUAAUUCCGAUAAGAAUUCUCCUGCAGUAAAAUUGCCAGACAUAAAAUUACCUACAUUUAGUGGGUCUUCAAAUACCUGGCUUGAGUUUCGAGACACGUUUACCGCAUUAAUAAACGACAACCCUGAUAUUGAUGAUAUAAAUAAAUUUCACUAUUUAAGGGAUAGUCUAGAGGGUAGCGCUAGUCAGAUUAUUCAAUCUCUUGAAAUUUCUGCAGGAACGUAUAAGGUUGCAUGGGAUUUGUUAUGCAAACGAUAUGAUAAUAAAAAAGCAUUGAUAUACAAUCAUUUAGAUGCAUUGUUUGGUUUAGAAAAAACAGAAAACAGAAAAGUCUCAUCUUUUAAAUUAAGAAAUCUCUCAGAUACAGUCUCCAAACACUUGAGGGCUCUUAACAGUCUUAAACUUCCCACGGAUCAGUGGGAUAUUCUAAUUUUACAUUUAAUGGCCAAAAGUUUGGACGAUGGAUCUGUUAGUAAAUGGGAGGAAUACAAGUCUAAAAAAGAUUUGCCUUCUUUUGAGGAUAUGUAUGAAUUUUUAAGAAGUAGAUCAGACUUGCUAGAGCGAUUAGAGUUGAACAAACUUUAA